AUGUCCCACUCCGCCCCUACAACGCAUACAACGCACCUCCCCUCACCCUUCCCCUCCGCCCCCUCAUUCAACUUUCACCUCACCCUCCUCACCUCUACAUUAUUCAUAUGGGCUGGAUCAGGACCCGCGUCCGACUCUGAAGGUCCUGGCUCUUUGCCGGGGGGUGGGAUCGGUUUAGAAGAGAGCGGUGCCGGAGAGGUGGAAGGCGAAGCACAGGGAGCAGGAAAGAGACUGGAAGGAGAAGGAGUGGAAAGGCGGCUGGCUGGGGACUGGGCUGUUGCUAUGCCUGCCAGAGGAAAUAUACCGGUGACGGCGACACGACUGUUCAGGAGCGGGUCUACCGAUAUUGCUCUACCAAUGUCUCAGCGUCUUGCCAAAAAGUUCCCCGCCCAUCAAGUCCACCUCUCCCUCUCCCUGCCUCCUUCCCUCACCCAACAAAGCGGAUCAUCCAUAGACCCGUAUGCUAGCAAGAUCUUGCUGGUGAUGGAGAAGAAGCUGGGCGUCUGGGUUGGUGAAGUGUUGGCAGGGGAGAAGGGGCAAUGA
Messenger RNA from Cryptococcus wingfieldii CBS 7118, 543 nucleotides. RefSeq lists its product as hypothetical. The transcript has 3 exons. Lineage: Eukaryota; Fungi; Basidiomycota; Tremellomycetes; Tremellales; Cryptococcaceae. Gene Ontology annotation, biological process: proteasome assembly. The record is from RefSeq and is a predicted model, not a curated record. The coding region runs from base 1 to 543 and encodes 180 amino acids.